Messenger RNA from Aspergillus niger, 984 nucleotides. RefSeq lists its product as uncharacterized. Gene Ontology annotation, molecular function: deoxycytidyl transferase activity; DNA-directed DNA polymerase activity. Gene Ontology annotation, biological process: error-free translesion synthesis; error-prone translesion synthesis. The transcript is spliced from 2 exons. The record is from RefSeq and is a predicted model, not a curated record. NCBI's taxonomy places the organism in Eukaryota, Fungi, Ascomycota, Eurotiomycetes, Eurotiales, Aspergillaceae. Gene Ontology annotation, cellular component: nucleus. Bases 1 to 984 code for a protein of 327 amino acids.
AUGCCCCCUCCACCUCCCUCCAAACCCCAUCCCCUCACCCCCACACCGACCAACUACCUCACCUUCGACACCUGGAACUCCUCCUCCACAGGCCACCAAGUCGCCGAUCCCGGAUCCUCCCGCGGAAUUACCUCCUGGCGCGAGACGAGACGAGAGAAACUCACCAGACAGUUUGGCGUGGGGAGAGGGGAUUGUACAUAUGACAGCGACAAUGGGGUGGAUAAUAAGGGAGAGUGGGUUCUUACUCAGGAGGAAUCUAUAUCCGCAGAGAUGCAGACGAGCAUGAAUGGAAGAAAGCAGCAGCAGCAGAGGGAUAUACGGAGUAUGUUUGGGGUGUCGAAACCGAAACCCCAACAACCUACAUCUAUACUAUCUAUAUCUAUUCCGCAGAAAGGGUGUGAGAUACUAUCAUCAUUGAAGAGAGAUGCUACGUCUUUGGAUAAUGGUGCAGAGAAAAAGAGGAUAAGAAUUGAUCACGAUAAUGAGAAUAAAACAAAAGACACAGACACAAAAUCACGAAACAAGAAUAAUAUAUCUACAUCUACAUCUACAUCUACCAUCUUCUCCUCCCUAACCAUCCACAUUAACGGCCAAACAACACCCACAGUCUCGGACCACAAACUCAAACACCUUCUUAUCUCGCACGGUGCAAAUCUCUCGCUUCAUAUGCAUCGUGGAGUCACGCAUGUUAUUCUGGGAGAACCUAAUGCCCAUUCUUCUUCUUCUUCGUUGAAACCAGCAAUAAAGGUAGCAGGGGCAGGAGGCGGUUUAGCAGCGGGAAAACUACAGAAGGAGAUACAGAGAGGUGGGUGGAAGGGGGUUAAGUUGGUGAGGGUUCAGUGGGCUGUCGAUAGUAUAGCAGCAGGGAAACGUCUCUCCGAGGCAAAAUAUGCGGUUCAAUUAAGGACUAACCAAAGGAGUGUGCUUGCAUUUACUUCGUCUACAUCUACAGCUACAUCUAAUGAUAUUUCAUCACUUUCAUAA